AGGGAGGCGGUGAGAAGAUUUAGUUCAAGUUGGAAAACACUGGGAGGAUUUAAACAGUCUGUAUCACGUUCCGCGCUGGCUGCACCCGAGUACCAGUCUGAGUACAGCCUGGUCCUUGAAUGCCUCACCAAGAGAAACUAUAGCCUCAAAUAAAGAAGAUGCACUGAGGAGUAGAUCUGCAUUCAUUCAAAUAUGAUCAAUGAAAUACUCAUUGUGCGUCAUCCCGUCAGUGUGUGUGUACCGGUCAGCCAUAAAGUGACUCUGAGUGUCCGUGCUGAGGGUACAGGUAUCCUGAAUUACCAGUGGUUCACUGAUAAAACAGAGAUUCCUGGUGCCAUUCAUGCAGACCUGACGAUUUGUGCUCAGAACACUCAACUCUACGUGUGCCGAGUAAAUGACCAGUUUUACAACUGUAAAUUCAGUGAAUGGGUGAAAGUAAAAGUGCUGGAUAUUGAUAAAUCAGGUUUGCCUCAGCAGUGGCAGGGUGAGCCCCACAUUGCUGUUAAUCCUGAACCCCACACAGUACGUCAGGGAGAGAAAGUUAUUCUUCGUUGUGUCGCCUUUGGCAUCCCGGCUCCACGCUAUCAAUGGUACAGAAAUGGCCAGGCUCUGCUGGACAAGACUGGUGACACACUGCAGAUUGACCAUACAACAGCGACACAUGAAGGAUCAUACCUGUGCUCAGUGUCAAACGUACAUGAAGAAACAUGGACUGAACCGGUUGAUGUUCAUAUAGCAAAAAGUGCAGUCCUCACAGCAACUGACAAAGUUGCAUUGCUUAUUGGGAAUCUGAAUUACUCCAGUCAUCCUGGCCUGAUGGCUCCAGUUGUGGAUGUACAUGAACUUGCCAAUCUCCUACAGCAGCUUGGCUUCAGAGUGGUUUCUCUCUUGGACCUUACCAGGGAGGAGAUGCUGGCUGCUAUUGAAAGGUUCAUUCAGCUUCUUGACAAGGGAGUUUAUGGUCUUUUCUACUAUGCAGGACAUGGCUAUGAGCGAGCUGGGAGAAAUUAUUUGGUGGCUGUUGAUGCUCCACAGCCGUACCGCCCAGAAAACUGUGUCUGUGUGCAGAGGGUCAUGCUCAACAUGCAGCAAAAGAAGACUGCCCUCAGUGUAAUUCUCUUGGAUACUUGUCGAAAAUGGUACAACCAGGAUUGUACCCCAUCAGCCAUCAUGCCAUUGGGACCCAGUGGGAAUACUGUUUAUGGCUAUGCCACGUGUGAAGAUGCUGAAGCCUUUGAGGUCCAGGAUGGAGGCAGAAGUACUGGAAUCUUCACAAAGUACUUGAUCAAGCACAUCCUACAGACGGAGAAAGUCACACAUGUCUUAGAGAAGGUUUCUGAGGAUCUUGGCAGAGACCCUCUGGUCGCAGGCAGGCAGGCGGUGGAAAUUAAACACACCUUAAAGGAACCUCGAUCCCUUGCAGAUUCAGUUCAGACCACUGGCCACACCAAGGAGCUGCACUUACGGGAUGCCUGCUGGAGACAAGCAAAUGUGUUGCCACAGAAGAAGGUGUUGAUGUUUCUUUGUGGCGUAGAGGUGGAACUCAGUUUCUCAGCAUUGUUUUCCAAUGUUCUGAUGGCUUUUGCCGUCAUCAAGACCACAGGACCCCGAACCCAGGACUGCACCAUCACGCUGAGAAGCAUACCUUCAAUGGAAGAUGUUUUAUCCCGCCCUGGAAGGUCAGAGGAGAUGGACUCUCUUCUGGCCAGCAUGCCUGACAGCCAUGAUUGUACGCUACGACUUUGUACACUGCAGAAACUUAAGGAGUCGCUGGUUAUCAAAGUGGACCUACACUUUACUCAUAUAGACAGUAAUCAGCGACUAACAGAAAGCCAACACGUGGACAUUGGAAAGCCUAUGGUGGCAUCGUGUAAACUCUACAAGAGAAGUCAUGGAGCAUCUGCCAAAAAACAAGGAGCUUCUUCUCAAAGUGUGAACAUUUCAAGCAGCAAAGCGCCGCUGCAUCAGACUCAGGCUGCUCCAUGUCGCCCUUUCACCAGAAAGGCGGAAUGCACUGUCAAAGUCACGGCUCCAAAGAGCAACGAGCCAGAAGAGAAUGAUGAGAAUGAACUGCAGAACUGGACAUGUGGGCAGUAGAAGAUUUGUGUUUUUGUGAAUACUUGGAUGUGUUUUUAUGAAAGAGGUUUAAUUUUUGUGAAUGUUUGUGUUCUGAAUGAAUAAGUGAAUGCUUGAGGUAGUAUGCAUGUAUGUAUAUAUUUCACCCACUGCUCAGUACUGGAUGAAUAAUGACACUGCAGUUUUUUCCCUUUAAAAAAAAAAAAAAAAAAAACACUGAUUAAUUGUAAAUUUAAUGUAUUUAUAUGUGGGCAGUAUGUCCUACUGUAGCUAACGGAUAAUUCCUUUAAUCAUAAUGAAUGUAUUAAAGAUAUUUUCAUGA
Thalassophryne amazonica is the source of this 2398-nucleotide messenger RNA. It is a transcript of the gene malt3, whose product is annotated as MALT paracaspase 3. The transcript has 15 exons. Gene Ontology annotation, biological process: proteolysis. Bases 193 to 2097 code for a protein of 634 amino acids. The record is from RefSeq and is a predicted model, not a curated record. Gene Ontology annotation, molecular function: cysteine-type endopeptidase activity. NCBI's taxonomy places the organism in Eukaryota, Metazoa, Chordata, Actinopteri, Batrachoidiformes, Batrachoididae.